Molecule: messenger RNA, 1203 nt
Organism: Cynara cardunculus var. scolymus (artichoke)
Lineage: Eukaryota; Viridiplantae; Streptophyta; Magnoliopsida; Asterales; Asteraceae
Product: probable prolyl 4-hydroxylase 10
Exons: 8
Coding region: 93-959 (288 amino acids)
Biological process (GO): peptidyl-proline hydroxylation to 4-hydroxy-L-proline
Cellular component (GO): endoplasmic reticulum
Molecular function (GO): iron ion binding; procollagen-proline 4-dioxygenase activity; L-ascorbic acid binding
Source: RefSeq, a predicted model, not a curated record
AGAGCGAAUGAACAUAACGGAGAUUUGGAGUAUACUUUGGACCUCUCCACAUCAAAUUUUCCUCUCGAUUUCUGUUCUUAAAAUCUUCAAUAAUGGUGUCAAAAGGGAGAUUACACCCUCGAGGCUCUUCGCGGAAAUCCUCAUCGUCAACGUUCAUCUUUUCGGUACUAAUUAUCUGUUCAUUCUUCGUCUUAAUUCUUUUCGGUUUUGCGAUUCUAUCGAUUCCAAAAAGUUCAUCUGAUUCUUCAAAAGUUCAUGAAGUCAAUUCCAUCGUUCACCAUACUUCUAUUGUCGAAAGCGAUGAUAGAGCUGAUCAAUGGGUUGAAGUGAUCUCAUGGGAGCCUAGAGCUGUUGUGUAUCAUAAUUUCUUGUCCCAGGUUGAGUGCAAUCAUCUGAUUAAUCUUGCUAAACCUCAUAUGGAGAAGUCGACUGUUGUUGAUAACGAUACAGGCAAGAGCAAAGAUAGUAGGGUGCGUACGAGUUCUGGAACGUUUCUGGCACGAGGGAGUGAUGAAACGAUCCAAGCCAUUGAAAAAAGAAUUGCAGAUUUCACGUUCUUGCCUGUAGAAAACGGGGAAGGACUGCAAAUUCUUCACUAUGAAGUCGGCCAGAAAUACGAGCCUCACUAUGACUACUUUCUUGAUCAGUGUAACGCAAAGAACGGAGGUCAACGAAUGGCUACUGUUCUGAUGUAUCUGUCAGAUGUUGAAGAAGGGGGUGAGACGGUUUUCCCUUCAGCAAAGGGCAACAUUAGCGCUGUGUCUUGGUGGAACCAACUAUCUGAAUGCGGCAAAGAUGGGCUAUCUGUUAAGCCUAAAAUGGGAGAUGCAUUGCUUUUCUGGAGCAUGAAACCAGAUGCAUCUCUAGACCCUUCAAGUUUGCAUGGUGGUUGCCCCGUUAUUAAGGGGAACAAAUGGUCCUCUACGAAAUGGAUUCACGUCGAUGAGUAUAAGGUUUAGAUUUUCUUCAAAAGGUUCAAAUGUGUUAUCAUUUAGUUAUAACAGUUAAUGUUCGAGCAUGACACGAGACCGUUUGGUGGAUCAUAUUCUCAUCCUUCACAAUACUAUAAUAUUUUAUGUAAUUUCUUUCGUAUCAAAUCCUUUCAUCAUUUUUUAUUUUCGAGCUACAAUUUGUAUUUUGAUAAUAUGACAAAACGUAAGUAUAUAGCAACCAUGAUACAUAUCACUAAACAUAGAUUCCUAA